AUGGAUCUCGAAAAAUUAGUUGGGCUAACUCUUCACGGAAAAUCUGAGCAGGAAACUCAAAUAUUCGAAGAGUGCUUCAGAUUGGUGGGCUCACAAAAAACCGAAAAAGAGCACGAUAUUGGAUUUUGUUUGUUGGCGAGAAUGGUGGAAAAGUUGGUGAUUUUUGGGCGAAAAAUAAGCUCCUAGGCUAAAUUUUGGUGCAUAAAUACUUCUGGAAUGGAUUACAGCGCGAAAUUUGAAACGCUGAACCUAUUUUUGAACUCCUAAUCGAAGUUUUUUGAAUUCGGCGUUGUAAACUCGCCGAAUUCAAAAAGGUUUCUGACACUAAAAUCUAUAUUUUAAAAAUGUUUCCGAAAUUCCCCAUUUUCCAGAGCUUCUCCUAAUACUCUUCGAUCUUUCCAAUCUCGUCUCGCAAAUCGAUUUGCUCAAAUUUCGGAUAAAUUUACAUUGGCUGGAUGUUUGUUUGUGAGAGAGGUUUUGGUCAAAAAUCCCAAGGUAAGAAAUGGUUUUUGGAUUGAAAGUGGAAUUUUCGGCUGAAAAAUUGAUACAAAAAUAAUUGAUUUUCAUGUGAAAAUCACUGAAAUUCACCUGAUUUUCAUAAUUUUUGAAGAAAAGUUGAUGAAAAUGAUAAUUUUUCAAAAGCAAAGCAUUUUCAAUUUAGAGUUAUGAUUUUUCUUGAAAAAUUCUUCGAAAUGUUGGAUUUUUGAUAAAAUACGGAAAAUCAACUUUCUCCGAUUCCUGAAAUUUUAAUAACAAAUUUUUGAAACAGUGAAAAUUGUUGAAUUUUUUUUCACGAAUAAAUUUGCUAAAUAAUUAUCAAAAAUUCUAGGAUAAGCAAUACAUUCGAAAAAAAUAUAUUUUAUAUCAAAAAUCAUCCAUAAAAUUUUGUUUUUGAAGUAAAAAUGAGGAAAAACAUAAAUUUUCAAUUUCAAGUUUGAUAGAGUUAUGAUUUUUCUUUAAAAAAUGUUCGAAUUGUUAGAUUUUUUGCAAAAAUCGGAGAGAGCAUCAAUUUUUUGAAAUUCUUGAGAAAAAAAAUGAAGAAAUUUUGAAACAGUGAAAUUUUUUUUUACAAAUAACCUUGCAAAAAUUUCAAAGAAACCUUAAAUAUUUAUCAAAAAUAAUCCGACGAAUUUGGUUUUUCACAAAAAUCAAAGCUUAUUUUUGCAGUCCGGCGAUUUGCAUUCCACAACAGUUUCCAAAAUCAUCAAUCAAUGCAUUGAUGUUGGUGUUCAAACCGAAGAUCCAACAAUUCGAGCCUUGGCUUCCGAUCUUUUCGGGCUCCGCGCCAAUUCAAAUCAACACAUUGCUCAGCUUAUAAACACUAUUGCAGCUCUUCAAAAUCCACAAAAAACUUCGAAUUCCUCAGAUAUCCUGGAAUUAUCAACUUUCGGAAUUAGUUCUCUCAAAGUUUCGCUUCAAAAUUUGCUUUUCGAAUGUUUGGCUUGGAGUUUGGGACAAAUUCAAAUAUCCGGAAUAUCGAUUGAUCGAAAAAAUAUGAUAAGUUGCAUUGAAAAUGGGAUAAAAAUGAAGGAGACAAGACACGUGGCAUUUGUUUGUUUGAGGAGUUUGUGUGCGAAUGCAAAAUGGUCGAUUUUGCCAAUGGUAGGAGGUUUUUGAAGGAAAAUUAUCAAGAAAUUCCAGAAUUUGAGACUUUUGAGUUAUCGAGCUCAAAAAAUUGACUGAAAAUCUCUAAUUUAUUGAACUUUGCAGAUUCCCCGAAUUGUCUCCAGUCUAAUCAGCGAUCUCGACAACAUUGAUUCAGAUCUUAUCGAAACUCUCGCAUUUAUUUCGCAAAUUUUCGGACCAAUCAAUUCUACUUUAUAUAAACAUUUCUAUGUUUUAUUCAGUGCUAUAAAACAACCUCUUCAUCUUCAAAAAUUCGCUGUUCCCGCUGCCAAUUUAUUCGCGAAUAUUAUCGAACAUUCAGCGGCUUUUGUGAAACCCGAAAUUUUCAUCAGUGUUCAAAAAUUAAUUUGUGAACUGGCGAUUCGAUUUGUGGAUGUUGAUUUGUAUCAAAUGAUUUUGGCUGCUUUUAUGGCGUUAGGAAAUGAAUAUGUGCCAAGUCCAUUGCAGGUUUGGAAGGGGUUUUGGGUGAAAAAUUAUGAAAAGUCGAUAUUUUAGGCCAACCAAUUUUGAAGUUCUAGAGAACAAAAUCCCCAAAAGUCAGAUAUUCAAAUUUCGAAAUAGAGUUUUUUGAAAAAUUGCAAUAUUUUUUCACUGUUUCAAAAAUUCGAUCUUCCCUAUAAAAAAACGCUCAAAAAAAAUGAAUCUUCGCUGUCCGCAAUGAACACCAUGACGCAAACUUGCACACAUUUUUUUUGGGCAGCUUGCCAAUUUUUCUCAACAGAGCGUAGAUUAAAGGGAGGACGAAUUGUUCGUUUGGGUCUCGUCGCGAUGUGACGCGCUGCUCAAAUGUUUUUCAUUUUCUCUUUUUUUUUUCGUUUUUUCCCUUUUUUCUCCGAGGUUGCGAUCUGGAGGCUGCCGUUCAACUCAGCUUGAGAACAGCAUGAGCAAGAAUUGGAAGAGCUCGAAGCAAUUAAUACAGAAGGGGAAUUCUGAAUCGAGAACAUCCAGAAAUCAGCCUACAAAUAACACUGAAAUCAAAUCAAGUAAGUUUUUGCUUCAAUUUAUUUGUUAAGUUGAAUUUAUUUGUUAAAUUGAAAUCAUGCAAACUUUUUGCAGUUUGGUGAACCUGGAAAUGAUGAUUUUACAGUUGAAUUAAGUAUAAAAUUCACUGAUCCGGAAGGGAUUCCUGAAACAACAAUUGAUGGAAUUGAUGAGAAAUUUGAGGUUACUCGGAUUUUCGAGGCAAUUGAGAAAAUGAAAGCGGUUGCUGAAGAGAAUUUGUGUAUGGUUAUGGUAUUUGCGAUAGUUUCAGCAAUGCAAGAAGAAAUUGAGGAAUUAUUAAAUGUGAAAAGGCGGAGAUUGCUCGAAAUCGAGCAAAAAGUAGGGAAAUGUUGUGACGCCGAAGAGUUUACGCGCUUGGAAGGAGAAACUCGAUGCGGAGCGGAAGGCGGCAAAUGAGAGUGCGGAGAAGGAGCGAUUGGCUGCGUUGGAUGGCAGGUUGACGGACGGGAAGACAAUUGUUCUUGAAGGGUGCCACUUUGAAUUUGUCGGAUAUGACGUUGAUACAGGAGCACAGGAUAAGGUCGAAAUUGAUGAGUCACUUUUUGAUAAAGAGGUGAGUAACUUUUCUGGGAGAGUGGAGGGGAGGGGGUGGCACAAGGGUAAAAAGAGAACCUUUCCAAGGUAAAACCGCCAUAUUUCGAAUUUGCAAAUUCACGAAUCGCAUCCUUACAAAUUAUUCAUAAAAUUUCGCGCUGACGCGGAUAACUUGCAUGUUUCCAUAUUAACAUUCCAAAUUAUUUAGAUGCGAACUCAAUCGCCUCCAUUUUCGACUGGACCAUGCAAUAUAUUGGUAAUUUUAACUUUAUGUUGUUUUUUUUUGUCAAUAAAUAUUAUAAAAAUAAGAUGAAUUCCUUCAUAAUGUGGUUCCUCAGCAAUCCGGAUCCCCGAAAUUUCUCUUUCGGCAUUCCCAAGAAAAAAAAUGAAUAUAAUUUUUCAGCGGAGUGAUUCUACAGAAUCUGGUUGGAAAAUUGGAAAGCUGACAAAAAUAUUUAUGUGCACGAUUGCAUUACGGUCUUUGCAACUUUUGCGCUUUUUUUGAUUUUUAAAUUGAAGAAUAUUUCUCGAGCUAAUUUGAGUUCCCGGGCGAGUAAGCUUUUCUAAAAAGACCUUUCGGUCCAGUCUUUGUCUAAAAAACAUUUCUAAUGAGGUCUCAAGGCUUGGGCUUUGUCUUAAAACGACAUGACCCAAUCUUUCUAAUCAAUAAAAAAUUGAUCUGUUCACUAAAUGAGCAGAUGAUUAUGGCCAGGUGGUGAUUGAACAAGUUUAGGCAUAGCGCCCUGGGUCCACUAUGGAUCAAUUCAUUUGACGAAAAAUGAAUUUCGCGACAUUUUUUGUCGCGAAAUUGCAAUUCGUGAAACGACACGAAAUAAACACAAAAAUAAAGGAGAAACAUUAAAGGGACGCGUAAUCGGUGCGAGACCCAACACACGAAAAAAGAAUUUCCUCUUUUAUUUUAUUAAUUUCGUGUCGUUUCGCGAAUUGCAAUUUCGCGACAAAAAAUGUCGCGAAAUUCAUUUUUUCUUCAGAUGAAUUGAUCCACUAGUUAAUGAAAAACUGUUCAUUUUUUUCGAUUCACUUGUGGAUAUUGGAUUUGCUGAAAACCUCGAUUUUUUUACGUUUCAAAAAUCUGAUAACUAAAAAUUGAAACCUUUCGUUUUAUUAGUAUUAUUAGUAUCAUUGGGAAAUUUAAUUUUAAAAAUUCCACUGUUUCCAAAAUUUAAGUUUUCAAUAUCAAAUUUACCUUUGAAAAAAUAUGAAAAUGAAAAAAAAAUUUAAUUGAAAACUCGAUUUUUUUCAAAGAAUUGAAACAGCAAUUUUCCCCCAAAAAUCCCGAAUUUUCCCAGAUCGCUCAAGUCGUUUGUUCUCGCACCAAAAGUCACUCAGAAAUCACUCAAAAUUUGAGAAAAAUGUGCCAAAUCGCGGCGAGACCCAGAGUUACUGUAAGUCCAAAUUUUCACCUGAAAUUAUAUAUUUUAUUUUCUCUAUUUUUCUAGGACAUUGCAAAUAUCAAAGCGAAAAAGACGAUUUCUUUGAAAGAGGCAGCUGUUAUUCAAGAGGAAAUUGUUGAAAAAGCUGAAAAUAUGGAAAUAUCUGAAAAUCCAAAAGAAUUAGAAGAAGCUGAUAAUUUGUCUGAAAAUGAGGAGGAAGAAGAUGAUGAGGAAGAAAUUCAAAUUAUUGAACCAGAACCAAAAAAAGAGGCUGAAAAUAAACGGAAAUCUGCGGAAACUCCGGAAAAAGUGGAAGUCCAACCCAAAAAGAAGCAGAAAGUUGUUGUGAAAGAAGUGGUGGGUUUUUCUUGGCUGGAAAUUUUAAGGGUUUAGCUAGGAUUCUGGAAUUUUUAGCAUACAGUUCAGAUUUGAAGCUGUCAAAUUCAUCUGAAUCUAGAAAUUUUCAAUUUUAAAAAUUCAACAAUUAUUUUAAAUUUCAGACUUUUCUAACUGGAAAUCAAACUGAAAUUUCGAAAUUUCAGCUCUAAAAAAACAUUUGAAAAUUCCAGAUUUUCAGUCCCAAAAAAUCCCCCAAUUCUCAUUUUUUACAGAAUCUACUAGCCGGCGAACAAUCAGUCGAUGAUAUUCUCAACUUUUUUCGAUCCCUCAUAAUUUUUGGCUGA
This is a messenger RNA of Caenorhabditis angaria, 5239 nucleotides long. The record is from the annotation of a GenBank genome assembly. NCBI's taxonomy places the organism in Eukaryota, Metazoa, Nematoda, Chromadorea, Rhabditida, Rhabditidae.